Molecule: messenger RNA, 2799 nt
Organism: Aedes albopictus (Asian tiger mosquito)
Lineage: Eukaryota; Metazoa; Arthropoda; Insecta; Diptera; Culicidae
Exons: 5
Coding region: 1-2799 (932 amino acids)
Molecular function (GO): catalytic activity
Source: RefSeq, a predicted model, not a curated record
AUGAGCAAGCAUCCAACACCCAACGAGAACCACCCACAACCCAACCUCCAACAGCAACAUCAGCCGAUCGAAACCAUCCCUCAUACCCCUCCGCAACCACCGCCAACCUUGCCAACCAUCAGCGAGAUCAACAACCAACUUCUGCACACAACACCCGGCCGACCAUCCUGCCAGCCAUCUCCCGUACCACCCACAGCAGCAUCAAACACAAACAACCCUACCGAUUUCGUCCAAAGCCAACCAUCAUGUCAGCCACCCACCCUCCCAGUCAUCACAACACCAAAUGACCUGCAGCAUCAGCAACCACUCUAUGAUCCCACGAGCGAUAGAAGCGACCAUCUCCAAAUACACGCAAUCACCGACGAUCACCGAACAGCCAACAGCAUCGAGCAUCAAAACACCUCAAACGUUGGCCCUCAAUCGAUCUACCCGUUCGUGCUGCGAAGCGGCCCCGUGGACCGGACUCUUCACAGAUACCUGAAUGUCGGUCUGGCUCAAAGCAGCCGUGUGUUGCAGCAUGCUUCCCCCGGUGUCUCUCCAGACGAUGACGUUUGGAUUUAUUACCAGAACGUGAGAGGAUUGAGAACCAAGCUGGAUGAUCUCUAUUUGACGAGCUUCGACUGCGAUUUCGACGUUAUCAUGAUGACGGAGACAGGACUGGACGACAGCAUACAUUCUACGCAAGCUUUUGGACAAUCUUUCAACGUUUACCGUUGUGACCGUGGUCCUUCAAACAGCGACAAACAUUGCUUUGGUGGUGUCCUCAUUGCUGUAUCCGAACGCCACAGCAGCUCUGGCUUUGUUUCGAACAACGGGCGACGAUUGGAGCAGGUGUGUGUUUCCGCGAACGUUCGUGGUACCCGAUUCCUGAUGUGCAACGUCUACAUACCACCGGAUAAAAGCCGUGAUGCCGAUUUGCUUGAGGAGCACAUCGCAACAGUUCGUGAAAUUUGUGACUACGCUUCCCCUGGCGACAUCGUCCUCGUGUGCGGAGAUUAUAAUCAACCACAUAUUGCAUGGGCGAAAGAUGAUAGUGGAACCAUACGAUUUGUCUGUUCAUCCCAAUUGAGUCCAGCGGGCACAUCGUUAGUCGACGGCAUGGACUUCUUGAACUUGAUUCAAGCAAAUACACAGCUGAACCAUUUAGGCCGCACGCUAGAUCUGGUUUUCGCGUCUGAUGUGAGUCGUGUUUCCGUUGAUGCUUCUGAGGAGUCUUUGCUUCCUAUUGACACUCACCAUCCCCCGCUCAACAUCCGUAUCAAUAUUGCAACCGAAAGCACGCGCUUUUCACCGCUGACAAGUAAUGGAGCGCUCAACUAUCCGAAAAUCGAUUUCGACUGCCUCUCUGCUUUCUUGUCAGAUCUGGAUUGGAACUGCAUCUAUGAUUGUACGGACAUCAAUGACAUGGCUUUUAACUUCUGUAAUACCAUAUGCCAAUGGUUGAACGAAAAUGCUCCUCUGAAAAAGAAGCCCUUAUCGCCACCUUGGAGUACACCCCUUCUUCGAAAGCUGAAGCGUGAACGCAACAAAUGGCAGCGCCAUUUGCGGUCCCAUAAAACAACAUUUGCCAAAAGCAAUUUCAAGCGGGCGGAACGUGUCGCUUCUCGUGUUACUCCGGAUGCGGUAGAUCUGGACACGUUUGAAAUUUCAUCCGAUAUGAUUGUCGAGGCCUCAAAAAAGCUGAAAAACUCAUUCGCUCCUGGACCAGACGGCAUUCCCGCCGUGGUGUUUCGUCGCUGCAUUAGUGCCGUUGCGGAACCACUAUCGUUCAUCUUUAGACAAUCAUUCGAACAAGGAGAGUUCCCUACGAUUUGGAAAACGUCGUACAUGUUCCCUGUGCACAAAAGUGGGGACAAAAAGGAUGUGAAAAACUAUCGCGGGAUUACCAGUCUCUCUACCGCUUCGAAACUUUUCGAGAUCAUUGUAAGUGAUCGCUUAAUGCGCGCCUCGAAAGCCUACAUCUCGAGCGAUCAACACGGCUUUAUUCCCGGUAGGUCUGUAGCCACCAAUCUCCUGGAUUUGACAACUACCUGUCUGACAGCUAUGGAAGAAAGGAUGCAAGUAGACGUAAUUUACACGGACUUGAAGGCAGCGUUCGACAAAAUUGACCACAAGGUGUUGAUAUGCAAGUUGUCUAGACUGGGAAUCUCGAAUAGGCUCUUAGCGUGGUUUUCAUCGUACCUGACGGACAGAAAGCUGUGUGUCAAACACGGAGCGUACGUUUCUGCGCCGUUUGUUGCCUCGUCUGGUGUGCCUCAAGGCAGCAAUUUGGGACCCUUGUUAUUUGUCAUCUUCUUUAAUGAUGCAGCAUCGACACUUGGUUUCAAGUGCAAGCUCGUUUACGCCGACGAUCUCAAGAUCUACAUGGUGGUGCGAUCCAUAGAAGACUGCCUUCGUCUGCAAACCUUGCUUAACAUGUUUGCACAAUGGUGCGAGGAGAACAAGCUUGUUAUCAGCGUACCUAAAUGCCAAGUGAUGACUUUCUACCGCUCUAAGGAUCCGAUAAUGUUCGACUACCACAUCAAUGGCUCCAUUCUAAAAAGGGUGGACGAAGUGACGGAUCUUGGAAUCAUACUGGAUCGCCAGCUUAGCUUUCAAUCUCAUUAUGCGAGUAUUAUCUCGAAAGCAAAUCGACAACUUGGUUUUGUUUUCAAGAUUGCUAAAGACUUCACAGAUCCACAUUGCCUGAAAUCGCUCUACUGCUUCCUCGUACGCCCGAUCCUGGAGAAUGCCUCGGUUGUUUGGGCCCCACAUGAUGUCACAUGGAAUCUGAGGAUUGAACGAGUGCAAAAAAGGUAA